Molecule: messenger RNA, 429 nt
Organism: Guillardia theta CCMP2712
Lineage: Eukaryota; Cryptophyceae; Pyrenomonadales; Geminigeraceae
Exons: 6
Coding region: 1-429 (142 amino acids)
Biological process (GO): protein dephosphorylation
Cellular component (GO): protein phosphatase 4 complex; cytoplasm; nucleus
Molecular function (GO): protein phosphatase regulator activity
Source: RefSeq, a predicted model, not a curated record
AUGUCGAGGAAGGGGUGUGAGGAGAACAAGUGGGCACAGAGGGAUCAGAGGUUUGGAGCCGAGAGUAAGGCGAUGAACGAAGUUUUGAUGUCUGCCAUACAGGAGAUCGCAAGGACAGGGAUAGUUAGCUACAACUGGGCGAGCCUCGUCCAUCUAUUGGUUUUCCAGCUGAAGAAUAUUCUUGAAGAUAGCAGCGAGCAGUUCCCGGUUAUCCCUACGCCGGGCCUGGCAGGGGAAGCAACGUACCAGGAGAGCUGCAACCGGCUCUACAGCAUCCUCGCUCAGUUCCACGGGCCCCCCUUCACAGUCCAGCGACUUUGCGAGCUUCUACUCUCGCCUCACCGACAUCACAAGACGAAAUUGAAACUUUUAGCAGCCGUUGACAAGCUUCUGUCGGUCACAACCAUCGUGUCAGAGCAUGAGGUCUGA